Messenger RNA from Plenodomus lingam JN3, 3744 nucleotides. RefSeq lists its product as uncharacterized. The record is from RefSeq and is a predicted model, not a curated record. Gene Ontology annotation, cellular component: spindle pole body; mating projection tip; cell cortex. Lineage: Eukaryota; Fungi; Ascomycota; Dothideomycetes; Pleosporales; Leptosphaeriaceae. Gene Ontology annotation, biological process: establishment of spindle localization; mitotic spindle orientation checkpoint signaling; nuclear migration along microtubule.
AUGACCAACUCGGCCGCUUCGCAUCCCGCCAGCAGCCACCAGAGCAGCCCCGCGACUGCCGUCACCUUUUCCAGUCUUGAAGAUCGCCCCCGUCUGCCAGCGAAGAGGACUCCGCUUGACAGCAGCAACGUCACCAAGCUUGACACUAGUUACGACUACUACUCCCGAAACAACAACAACGUCGACAUCAACACCACCAACAACACUCACAUCAACACCACCACCACCACCAACAACAACACUCACAUCAACAACCACAACACCAACAACAACAACAACUACAACAACUACAACAACAACAACUACAACAACACCAACAACAACAACACCAACAACAACACCAACACCACCACCACCACCAACAACACUCACAUCAACAACCACAACAACACCACCACCACCACCAGCCCAAACACUACCGCCGGCGCCACAGCCCCCGACACCAGCUACCGGCCCAAACACGCGCGCAACCUCUCGACCGCCUCCAUCACCUCGGCCUCGUCGCUCCGAAACGCGCUGCCCCAGCUUGACACGCCCACGAAGCUCGCACGCAAUGUGUCGCCCGGCCUCCUCGCCCGCAUGAAGUUUCUCAACCAGCAAACCACUGACGCCGCCAACAAGAGCGUCGACGUGGGUCGCAUCGAAGACGACAAGAUCCGCAAGCUUGACGAGUUCCACCGCGACCGCAGCUGGAGCGUCGACCGCCGCGGCGCCGCCUGGAACGGACUGCACGCUCAGCCCGAGUCGGCCGCUGUCGCUGUCGCGGAGCCCGUGGCCGGAGAAGGCCUGCAGGAAGGCGUGGGCCGUUUGGAUCGCUCCAAGGUGACGCGCAGUAGACAGGUCAGCCGCGAUAGUGACGCUGAACUCAAGGGCGCGCCUAGUGUGGGCCGGAUUGACGCGGAUAAGCUGCGUCGUCUGGACGAGAGCCACAGACAUCGGAGCCUGACUAUCGAGAGGCGGGGCACGGCUUGGAGUGGGGGUGGGAAGAAGGGCAAGGAGCAGCAGGAGACACGGCAGGAGCAGCAGGAGACACGGCAGGAGCAGCAGGAGACACGGCAGGAGCAACGGGAAGAGCAGGAGCAGGAGGACGCGUCCUCCAUUCCUCCAUCAGAGCCAGGCAAGAGCGACUCCACGCCACUCCCUUCACUCCCUUCACCCGCUUCCUCUUCAUCACCACCACCCUCGACAGCAACCAUGGAGCCCGACUUUGCGAGCGACCACAGCAGCGUCGUCAGCACGAGCGAUAAAGUGUUGCCCUCUGAAUCAGAGGCAGACGAAGCCAUGGACAUGCAAAAGUACCGCCUGCCCGACAUCACCAAGCCCAAGACCCUCAACACACCCGUCCCUCCAGCAGAGACCAACACGACAAACACCACCGACACACCGCCCUCUCGCGCACCCACUCCACCCCCCAAAGACACGCCACCCAUUCCCCCCGCAGAAGAAGCCUCUGUCCUCGAUGACCACAACGGCAUCGACAUCGCCUCGUACUUUGAGAAGCGCCAGCUGCAUCGCGCAAACUCCAUCUACACCCUCUCCAAAGCCAGCUUCACCAACCAGAUUCAGCAAUUGACGUCGAUGAAGCUGCCGCCCACCACCAUUGCUUCCGAAAUCACCGCCCUUGCCUCGUCGACGCUCGCUGGCCGUGCGCUACACAAGGCUGCACAUGACAUCAUGCUGUGGAUAGCAAAGACCAAGGAAGUUCUCCAUGGUCUCGACGCCGAAGACGACGUCGAGUGGGCCGCCGCUGCUGGAAGAGAGGGACUGGCCGAGGUGGACGCGGCCAUUGGCAAGUUCGAGGGCCUCGUCACCGUCUACAUUACCGCCAUUGAGGAUCUGCAGGCGCGGCCAGAUAUUGCCGCCCUGCCGUCCAAGGACCAGGCCACGCUCGUCUCACAAAUGGAGGACAUUGUCAGCAAUUGGUCGGAGAUCAAGCAGACGCUCAAGGGCAUCAAGAACCAGGUGGAGAUUGCCAUGGAGUGGGAAGAGCUGUGGAACAAUGUCCUGGGCGAGAUUGGAUUCGAGGUCGAGAACCUCAGCCGCUUGGUCUUUGAGAUGGAAGAGCGCAGGCACCGCGUCAUAUCCGAUUCGAUUGCCGAAGCCCCAGAGAAGUUUGACAUUGCCGAGCUCGAGACGAUUGUCGAGGAGACGCCGAGAAAGGCGAGGAUGAUGAACAAUCGGUUCAGUAUGCCGUUGCCGCCUACGCUCUCGGUCCAGUCGCCCAUCUCGCCGAUCCCUCAGAUUGAGCAGGAGAACUCGCGGCUGCUGGCACUGUUUGCAAAACUACAGCCACUUCGCGCGAGCCUAGACUUUCUGCCCAUGCGCUUGACGGCCUUCCAGAUGCGGGCAAGCUCCCUCUUCCCAUCGGCAUGUGACGAGUUGAAUCGGAGAAAGGAGCAGCUGGAGGAGCAGGAGAAGAAGCUGGAGGCGGAGGCGGAUGCGCUCAGAGAAGAGCUGGGCGAAGACAAAUGGGUCCACAGCUUCCGACAGGCAGGAAGCAAGGCGGUUGCCAUGUAUGAGUCGUGCAUGAAGAGCAUUGACCGGCUCACGCAGGCCAUUCAGGACAAUGACGAGGAGAAGCUGCCGGCCCGUAUUGCGACGUACAAGGACAAGAAGAGUCAUUAUCCGCCUUCGAUGCGGCGCGUGUUGGAACUGAUUGACAUUGAGAUGAAGCACAGAUCGACGGUGAAUGGUGAGAUUUUGCGGAUACAGCAAGAUGUCCGGAGCAAGGUGACUGAUCUGGAGAAUGUGACCAAGGACAUGGACGCGGUGCUGGCAGACUUUACAGCCUCUCGCAAACUCCGGGAUUCCGUGUCUACCGUCCUGUCUGCUCGUACAGAGGCGUCGUCGGCUCGCGAGACGCCGAAUAGCUCCCCGGCAUCGAGCGUCGUCUUGAGCCGCAAGAGCAGCGAUUACAGCAAUCUCCGGCUCUCUAGCCAGAAACCGCGACAGUCCAGCUUUGCAACGCCACGCUCGUCGCUGGCACCAGAUAACCGUCGCUACUCGAGCAUCAACCUCGGACCCUCGGGCCCGUCCUAUAGUGUUCCCAAAGCGCCCCUCAACCGCCUCGACCUCACACCCUCACGCGCUGGAUCAUCGACGCCGACACGCCACUCACGGAUUCCACAGACGGAACGGCCGGCCGUUAAGCCGCGAUGGAGUUCAGAUGUCAAGGUACGGGACUCCCCAUCGGCAAUCAACUUGAAGCCUUUGGCUACCCCGACAACGUCGAUGCAACGGGCGGGGACACCGGAUCGCCUGUUGCGCUCUGUGAGUGGGCAGAGCGGUAUUCCUGUCAAGAGUCCGCUGGGCAAGAGUGCACCGAGUCCGCAAUCCGGUUCGAGUUGCAGGUUGAGCGCAGGACGACCGUCUGCGAGCCCGGUGACGCCUGCUGGAAAGGGCAAGACGCCCAUGUCUGUAAAGCGACAGAGUCUUGCUGUUGGUGUAGGCAGUCGCAUGACCCACGAAGACGGCGAAGAGACGGACAAGAAGGAGCAAGGGGCGGAAAGUCCGGCGGCGAGACGCACAGCACGGCCGAUGAGCGUCAUGGAUCGACGACGGACUAGUUUACUCCCGACGUUGAAGCAGAGGAGUCCUAGUGCUGCGGCUGUGGCGAAGACGAAGACGACGCCAGAGAGGGGGACGGGGAGUGCAAGUCGGAUGGGCAAGAGUGUGGGCGAGGGCAGGGCGAGUGCGGCGAGCGGGAGAAUGUCGAGUGCAGGCGAGAGACCAAAGUGGAAGUAG